This is a messenger RNA of Oncorhynchus masou masou (cherry salmon), 8571 nucleotides long. RefSeq names its product growth hormone receptor a (gene ghra). The record is from RefSeq and is a predicted model, not a curated record. Gene Ontology annotation, cellular component: external side of plasma membrane. The coding region runs from base 332 to 2233 and encodes 633 amino acids. The transcript is spliced from 10 exons. Gene Ontology annotation, molecular function: protein binding; cytokine receptor activity. Gene Ontology annotation, biological process: cytokine-mediated signaling pathway. NCBI's taxonomy places the organism in Eukaryota, Metazoa, Chordata, Actinopteri, Salmoniformes, Salmonidae.
UCACUGUACCUCUAUGAAUCCCUGUCGUACUUGUCUUCAUCCCAGACGAAAUAAUAUAGCGAUAGUGUCAAUUUGGUCGUAUAGAGGAAUCAAUCAAAAAAAGAAUAGCUGUUAGUAGUGAUCACUCAUAGCUUAAAGUAUGGUAAUGUUAACAUUAGAUUGGUUUCUUUAUUAAGGCUACAUUGUCCGUUGAGGGGGUUAGGCUACAUCGUGGAGUUAAAAGGCGUACCAGUUGUGUCCUGGUUCUGUCAGAUGAACAAAUCGUAAGAAGUCGACACGACUCACGCAUGUUUCCAGCUGACAACAUACUAUUAGUGAAGCCCCCCCCGUCAUGGUAUCUCCAUCUUUUCUCCUCCUCUUCCCCUCCCUGGGUUGGCUGUCUGCUGUGACAUCAUCAGAUCCCUUUGUCCAUGCUCCUCAUUUCACUGGGUGUAAAUCCAGGGAGCUUGUGACGUUUAGCUGUUGGUGGAGCGCCGGAAGCUUCCAGAAUCUCACGGAACCCGGAGCACUGCAAAUGUUCUACUGGAAGAAAACUGAUUUGACGAAAGAAUGGAGGGAGUGCCCUGACUACUCCUCCUCUGUGAAGAAUGAGUGUUUCUUCAAUAAGAACAACACAGUUAUCUGGACGACCUACUGUGUGCGGCUCAGCUCCAAAAGCCAGAACAUCACCUACGAUGAAUUGUGUUUCGAAUUGCAGGACAUCGUGCACCCUGAUCCCCCGGUGGCCCUGAACUGGACGCUGUUGAACGUCAGCCGGUCGGGCCUGAACUAUGACAUCAUGGCGAGCUGGGAACCCCCGCCCUCGGCUGACGUAUCCGUUGGAUGGUUGACACUGGUGUACGAACUCCAGUUCAGGAGGAGGAACAGCUCACACUGGAAAGUGUUGGAGCAUGAGUUUGGCACUCAGAAGUCAAUCUACGGCCUUAUUACAGGAGAGGAGUAUGAGGUGCGCGUGCACUGCUCAAUGAGGGCCUUCAAUAACUUUGGGGACUUCAGUGAUGCCAUCUUUGUCCAUGUGUCAGAGAUUCCCAGUAAAGAGUCCACGUUCACUGUGACUCUGGUCCUGAUCUUCGGGGCUGUGGGAGUGGCCAUUUUCCUCAUGCUCAUCAUCUUCUCUCAGCAGCAGAGACUUAUGGUGAUUCUUCUGCCUCCUGUUCCUGCACCCAAAAUCAAAGGGAUUGACACAGAACUGCUUAAGAAGCGAAAGCUGAAUGAGCUGAACUUCCUCCUGAGUGUUGGUGGCAUGGGGGGUCUCCACCCCUACCCCCCUGACCUGUACCAGGACGAGCCCUGGAUGGAGUUCAUCGAGCUGGAUGCAGACGAGCCUGAGCCUGGGGAGAAGGAGGACAACCAGAGCUCGGACACACAGAGACUGCUGAGCCUGGGUCACAACAACCACUGCACAAACCAUGGCUGCUCUCACACCCUCAGCAUCCCUGAUAAUGACUAUGAUCCAGAGCUGCCUGACCAGGAGACCCUAAUGUUGAUGGCUGCCCUCCUGUCCAGCCAACCUGAAAAAGUUGAACCCUGCCUGGGGAACCGGCGGAGCCAAUCCAACCCCCCGGCUCUAGAGGUGCUGGAUGUCCCAUGCCCAAGGCUCCAAGCUCCAGAGGGAGGGGAGAGGCCCCUGGUCCAGACCCAGCUGGGAGGCCCUCAUAGCUGGGUCAACAUUAACUUCUAUGCCCAGGUCAGCGAUGUAAUGCCCGCCGGAGGGGUGGUGCUCUCACCAGGCCAGCAGGUCAGAGCCCUGGAGAAUGCUAUAACAACAGAGGAGGAUAAGAAGAUUGGGAAGAUGGAAGAAGGAGAGGAGGAGAGUGAAGGGGAGGAGGAGGAGAGGAUAAAUAAGAAAUUGCCAUCUCAGCUGCUGGUGGUGGAUCCUGAGGCUGGGGGCUACACAACAGAGAGUAGUGGCCGGCAAAUCAGUGCCCCUGACCCCUCCUCACCUGGGGAGGUUUACCACGCCUUCCCCCCACCUCCCCCCUAUCUCCUGCAUACCACCCCCCUAGGGGACUACCAGUCCCUGUACAUCCUUCCCAACUCCCCUGCUCAGUUCCUGCCCCCUGUUUUGGACUACACUGUGGUUCAAGAUGUUGACUCCCAGCAUAGCCUUCUCCUCAACCCUCCUUCCCCCCAGGGGUCCCCCUCCUGCCCCCCACAACCACCCUCCAAGCCCCUGCCCACAAUGCCCAUAGGGUAUCUCACCCCGGACCUGUUAGGCAACCUCUUGCCUUAAAAAAAAACACCUCCCAGGAGGCCUUGGGGCAUAGAGCUCCGAGUUGACAGUCCAGGAAGUCAGUAAUCAUCCCAGAAAGACAGUCGUGUUCUACCUGAAACCAAAUAUGUUACGGGACAGACAGGCACAGUGUUUUGUUUGAGAGGGUGACGGAAGGGAAGCUGGGAAAGAGAAACGUUUAGAUGUUGUGUUUGGGUUUUAUAUAAGUGAUACUGGAACUUGAGGAAAGAGGAAAUUGGCCUUUCUGGUUUGACAGAGCUUAAAGGAAGACUUGUGUUGAACACAUCUGUCUGACUAAGACCGAGACACCCAAAAACCCACAGUCUGAAACCUUUAAAUGCACAGAUUUCUAAUAUAACGUUACACACAGAUAAACUUAUGCACCACAAAUACGCAGACAGACAAGCUCAGACAUGAUUCUAGUUGUAUGUUAUCUGAUACUUAAAGGUAUCUAUCAUUUGACUGAUUAAGUGCAAUGUAAACAUUUUCCUUGCAGACACACCCAGUCCCACCUUAAUGUUUCCUACUAUGAUCUAUUUUAGAAAUGCCAGAGAGAAGUGAGUAAAGAAACAAGCUCACAUAUGUCAUAUAACAUAUAGAUAUUUAAUACUGUAGCAUAUUGGCUUAAGUCUUAACUAUACUGUAGAUGGAUCAAGUAACAGAAUGUAAUGGAGAAUAACAAGCACAUUUAUACAAUCACACACGCGCACACAUUUACAUCAUCGUUAUCGCCUCAUUAAUUGACAGGACACUUAAGUGUGCUGUUUUGUCAAACUUACCGCUACAAUGAGCGCAAAGUGACUAUUGGUGACUAUUGUCUUUCAUUUAGCAUUCGUUAUUUUGCUUAGUAGCACAUUUUCAUGCUUAUAUUUAGCUUUGAAUUCUUGCAGCAGAAUCAUCGAAUCGUUACCAGACUGAGGUCACAGUAUUGAACACAGCCAUUAGACAACCUGUCUGUACUCAAUGUGAAAACUCACUCUGAUUACCAUAAUAAAUAGAGAACAAGGCAGCUCAUAACAGUGAACAUGUUUCACUUGUGUAAUGAGACAUUAACAAGCACAGACUGGAGUCUCACAAUACAGGAAAGACUGCUUUUGUUUGUUCUACUUACUUUGCCUUCAUUUUAAUUGCAGGGACAAUAACUGAAAAUGUGUAAAGAGGUACUUAGGAUAUGUCUUUCUCCCUGUGUUUCUGCUGUUCUCAAAGCAGUUGCAAUGCCAAUGUUAAUGUGCUGUCGCUUGAGCUUUAUGAUAGUGGAAUGAGCCUCUUUUGAUGUAGUGAAACGUACUUCGACACUCGGGGUUUUCUAUAUGCACCCAACUUUGCAAACAUGCCCAAGCAAGCACGCACACACGCAAGCACAUACAUACACACCAUUUCAAAACGUGGAAAAGACCGUAUCUACUUUUCUUUUGAGCUGACAUAUACACACGCACACACAUUGUUGUGAAAAAAAAACAACUGGUGGUGAAUUGGAAAUGUACUAGUUUGUGUAUCUGAUCUGCAUUAGUAAUUGACAAGACGCUCCGUAGACAGCAGAUCAUACAUGUAUCAUCAGAAGAAAGAUCAUCUUCAUCCCGAAGAGAAACCCAUCAGAUCCAGUGGUUGGGUGAGCAGCUGGAGUAUGUGUUUGGUGUUGGACAUUGUACAGUGUAGUCAUACUUGUUCAUAGGCUAUGGAGCGCUUUAAAGGUGGAUGUGAACCUUUCAGGGCCAUCAUUAUUGGAGAGUCUUGUCUCUGUGUAUGACUGUGGCAUUCUGUCAGAUCCAUUCAGCGUAUACACUCUUAGGGAAAGAAAAGGGUUCUUCGGCUGUCCCCAUAGGAAAACCCUUUGGUUCCAGGUAGAACCCUUUUGGGUUCAAUGUAGAACCCUCUGUGGAAAGGUUUCUACUUUUAUUUAACUAGGCAAGUCAGUUAAGAACAAAUUAUUUUUUACAAUGACGGCCUACUCCAGCUAAAGCUGGACGACGCUGGGCCAAUUGUGCGCCGCCCUACGGGACUCCCAAUCCCGGCCGGAUUCAAACCAGGGACUGCAGUGACGCCUCUUGCACUGAGAUGCAAUGCCUUAGACCGCUGCGCCACCCGGGAGCCGCUGCGCCACCUUGGAACCGAAAGGUUUCUACCUAAAACCAAAAAUGGUUCUUCAAAGGGUUCUUCUAUGGGGACAGCAGAAGAACCCUUGUAGGUUCUUGAUAACACCUUUUUUCCCAAGACUGUACAAACUGCAUCACAAGGACUGAAAGCCUAUCUGUAAGUGCAGAAUAUCUUACUAUUUUGUGGUGUUCCCUACAGGAGCUCUUGACCGUUACGAUUCGUAAAUAUGAAACAUAUAUUAUGCCGGCACGUUAAGAAUGUUCAGUUCAGAGUUCAACAUGGACAAUAUCACUUUUCAGUUGUCUAUUCAACAAUUCAUGAAUGAUGAUAAGUGUUUUUAAACAGAUAAUAUCACAACACAACCCGUUCAAGUGUGCCAUUCUCUGGCAUGCUUAUUCUCUCUCGCUCUCUCAAGUGAACUGCUGCUGCCGCCAUUGCUGCCAUUGCUGAUGAGACCAGCAUGCAAACAUUGAAACAGAAAUCUACAAGUGCCGUAACAACUAUGUGUGUUGUAUUUUGUUUUGUUACUAAUCAGAAAUGUUGCUGUUAGGUACAUUUCUCCGCCUGUAUUCAGCCAUACCUCGGGCUUAUACAUUAGGGUGCAACUUCAUAGAAGGUUGAGAUCGAAAUGCGUUGUCUUCAACAGACAUCAUUCAAUGUUGUGAAGUAGAAUAUGAAAAAGUGUCAGCUCUAUACAUUGCAUUUCUAUCUGCAGCAUUCUAAAACUUUGCAACAAACUGAAUAAGCCAGAGGUGCCUUUGUGUAUAUACAGUAUAAGGAAAGAGAUAUCAGAUUAUUUAAGUACUCAUAUAACAUUUGUGACAGGCCGGCUCAAACCAGUCUUAUUUAGCAAAAUUUGAAAUUGUCUUAGCUAACAUUCGGCUAUAACUAGCCAAGAAAAUGGCUCUGAGAUACGAAAUAUUAAGAUCAUCCACAUAACGUUAGCUAGCGAGCCAGCCAGCUAACGUUAGCUAGCUAACAGCACACUUUAACUUGAAAUAAAACCACUUUCUGUCAAAAUAGAAACGUGUAAUAUCUUAAAAUGUAGCUAGCUAGACCGUAUACAUCAUGAUUCAUGGAUGGACCCAUCUCCUGUCGGAUGCCAUGGUUGCCCUUAGUUUGAAGAUGUAAUCCGGAGACAGGUGGUUUCUCCAGCUCCUUAGCUAUCAUACUCGAAUUCCACUAAUUUCAAAACUCGGUCCUCCAGAAAGUGGAGAGCAACAGUUAUGCAGUUUUACUACUCGAUACAUUAAAACAAAAGUCGUGUUAGACAGGAUUACCUAGACAUACUGACCAGCUCAGAUAGACAGAAGCGUGCUAUAUGUUCGAGAAGAAAAAAAUUGAUUCAAAAAACGGCUCUCCUAUGAAGUAGUGACCUGUGACAUACGCCUAGUUUCCUGAAACGAGUCACAUUUAUGGAUGUUUGAAAAGUUACAGAUAUAGGAAGAGAGAACGGAGAACAACUCUAUUCAAGCUUACGAGACAUCUGUUUACCAUUUGUGCAGUGGUGGAAAAAGUACAUGAUCAUACUUGAGUAAAAGUAAAGACACCUUAAAAGAAAAUUACUCAAGUGAAAGUCACCCACUAAAAUAUUACUUGAGUAGAAGUCUAAAGGUAUCUAGUUUAAAUGUGGAAAAAGUUCUCAAUUGUCAUACUUGAGUAAAAGUACAAAGUAAAAGUAAAUGCUAUACAUGAAAUUCCUUAUAUUAAUCAAACCAGAUGGCACAAUUUUCUUAUUUUUAAAAUGUAUUUACGGACAGCCAGAGACACACUCCAACACUCACAUAAUUUACAAAUGCAGUAUUGGUGUCUAAUUAUUCUACCAGAUCAGAGGCAGUAGGGAUGACAACGUGUUAUAUUGAUAGGUGCGUAAAUUGGACCAUAUUGCUCUCCUGCUAAGCAUUCGACAUGAAACGAGUACUUUUGCGUAUCAGGGAAAAUGUGUGGGAGUAAAAAGUAAAUACACUAUAUGACCAAAGGUAGGUGGACACCUGUUAUAUAUCCAUAUUUUUCUCCCUGUCCAUAUUUUGAAUUUCAGACUAAAUCAUGUAUCUGUGAAUUAUCUAUCAUGAAUGCAGAGCAGAAUCUGUUUUUACAUUGUAAACUCAGCAAAAAAAAAAACGUCUUCUCACUUAUUUUCAGCAAACUUAACAUGUGUAAUAUUUGUAUGAACAUAACAAGAUUCUACAACUGAGACAUAAACUGAACAAGUUCCACAGACAUGUGACUAACAGAUUUGGAAUAACGUGUCCCUGAACAAAGGGGGGGAGGGGGGGGGGUAAAAAUCAAAAGUAACAGUCUGUAUCUGGUGUGGCCACCAGCUGCGUUAAGUACUGCAAUGCAUCUCCUUCUCUUUGACUGCACCAUAUGUGGCAGUUCUUGCUGUGAGAUAUUACCCCACUCUUCCACCAAGGCACCUACAAGUUCCCAGACAUUUCUGGGGGGAAUGGCCCUAGCCUUCACCCUCCAAUUCAACAGCUCCCAGACGUGCGCAAUGGGAUUGAGAACCAGGCUCUUCGCUGGCCAUGGCAGAACACUGACAUUCUUGUCUUGCAGGAAAUCACACACAGGACGAGCAGUAUGGCUGGUGGCAUUGUCAUGCUGGAGGGUCAUGUCAGGAAGGCUACCACAUGAGGGAGGAGGAUGUCUUCCCUGUAAUGCACAGCAUUGAGAUUGCCUGCAAUGACAACAAGCUUAGUCCGAUGAUCCUGUGACACCGCCCCAGACCAUGACACAGCCUCCACCUCCAAAUCGAUCCCGCUCCAGAGUACAGGCCUCGGUGUAACGCUCAUUCCUUCAACAAUAAAUGCAAAUCCGACCAUCACCCCUGGUGAGACAAAACCACGACUCGUCAGUGAAGAGCACUUUUUGCCAGUCCUGUCUGGUCCAGCGACGGUGGGUUUGUGCCCAUAGGCGAAGUUGUUGCCGGUGAUGUCUGGUGAGGACCUGCCUUACAACAGGCCUACAAGCCCUCAGACCAGCCUCUCUCAGCCUAUUGCAGACAGUCUAAGCACCGAUGGAGGGAUUGUGCAUUUCUGGUGUAACUCGGGCAGUUGUUGUUGCAAUCCUGUACCUGUCCCGCAGGUGUGAUGUUUGGAUGUACCGAUCCUGUGCAGGUGUUGUUACAUGUGGUCUGCCACUGCGAGAACGAUCAGCUGUCCGUCCUGUCUCCCUGUAGCGCUGUCUUCUCACAAUACGAACAUUGCAAUUUAUUGUCCUGGCCACAUCUGCAGUCUUCAUGCCUCCUUGCAGCAUGCCUAAGGCACGUUCACACAGAUGAGCAGGGACCCUGGGCAUCUUUCUUUUGGUGUUUUUCAGAGUCAGUAGAAAGGCCUCUUUAGUGUCCUAAGUUUUUCAUAACUGUGACUUUAAUUGCCUACCGUCUGUAAGUGUUAGUGUCUUAACGACCGUUCCACAGGUGCAUGUUCAUUAAUUGUUUAUGGUUCAUUGAACAAGCAUGGGAAACAGUGUUUAAACCCUUUACAACGAAGAUCUGUGAAGUUAUUUGGAGUUUUACGAAUUAUCUUUAAAAGACAGGAUCCUGAAAAAGGGACGGUUCUUUUUUUGCUGAGUUUAUAAGAAUUGGACGGGGAGAAACCUAUCAAUAAGCUUCAAUGACAUUCUUUACAAUAUUGCCUUGGUAUUCACCAGAAAGAUAAGAUAAUGUGUGUGCUGAUCGGCCUAUAAGAAACAUUCCUACAGAGUAUUUUGUAUAUGGUCUUACAGUAUAGAUACAGUAGUACAAGUAUUAUUUCAAGACAUAAGCCAAUAUCUUGCUGUAACUAAACCCUAUAUUGUCUUUUGCUUUUCUACAAUCCCAUGUCAUUUGUGUCAAAGACAUCUUAACAUUUUCAUAUGUUGACAUUAAAAGAGAGACGAGGGGGGGCUAUAGUGACUUUUAAAUCAUUACGCGGAUUCUGUUGCGAAGCGGUUCUUAAACGGUUUCUUAAAAUGGUAGCAAACGGGGAGGGAUUUACCUCAGUUUGUCCAUUAUAAACUAUAGUUUUAGUUGCAAAACGUUCCACUGGCUCAGGUUUUUUGUUUGCUUGACGUUGAUUUGCUAGUGAUGAUAUUGGCUAUACAGCAUGCUUGACAUCAUUUGACAGGAUCUGGUUCAAGGGGCUUGAUGUUCGACGGGUUUCUCAUGCUUAAGUUGGUGUGUUCUGAAUUGUUUUCCUCUUUUGUUUAAUGUUCAAUAUCUUUCAAAAAGGUACACAAUAAAUAUAUAUUAUCUUUGUCAGUUA